Messenger RNA from Betta splendens (Siamese fighting fish), 900 nucleotides. RefSeq names its product translocase of outer mitochondrial membrane 20b (gene tomm20b). NCBI's taxonomy places the organism in Eukaryota, Metazoa, Chordata, Actinopteri, Anabantiformes, Osphronemidae. The record is from RefSeq and is a predicted model, not a curated record. Gene Ontology annotation, molecular function: transmembrane protein transporter activity. Gene Ontology annotation, cellular component: mitochondrial outer membrane; mitochondrial outer membrane translocase complex. Gene Ontology annotation, biological process: tRNA import into mitochondrion; protein targeting; protein import into mitochondrial matrix. Bases 124 to 564 code for a protein of 146 amino acids. The transcript is spliced from 5 exons.
GGGUCCUUCGGGGUCCUUCGUGCCCGGAGUCGCUCCGCCUGCCUCCUCACGUAAACCUUCCACCCGAGGAAAAGACGGUGUUUCACACUAAAGUCCGGACCAGCCGAGCGGGUUGCGGAAGCGAUGAUGGGCGGCAGGACGAGCGCGAUCGCCGCGGGCGUGUGCGGGGCUUUGCUCGUCGGCUACUGUGUUUACUUCGACAGGAAGCGAAGAAGUGAUCCGGACUUCAAGAACAGGCUGCGGGAGCGCAGGAGGAAGCAGAAGGCGGCCAAGCAGAGGGAAGGUCUGACAAAGCUCCCAGACCUGAAGGAUGCUGAAGCGGUGCAGAAGUUUUUCCUGGAAGAGAUUCAGUUGGGAGAGGAGCUGCUGGCUCAGGGCGACUAUGAGAAAGGUGUGGACCACCUGACUAACGCCAUUGCUGUGUGUGGCCAGCCUCAGCAGCUGCUGCAGGUGCUGCAGCAGACUCUGCCACCCCCUGUCUUCCAGAUGCUGCUCACCAAGCUGCCCAGCAUCAGCCAGCGGAUCGUGAGCGCACAGAGUCUGAGUGAGGACGAUAUAGAAUGAGAUGAUAAAAAGCUGCCGCUCGACCCUCGGCCCGGCAGCGUCUCGGCCUCCAUCACUAUAAGGAGUUAGUUUUUUUUUUAACCCUGCUUUGUCCAUCGCAGUCUUUGGUUUUUACAUAAGUGAACGUCUCAAUUGUAGAAAUAAAUCAGUCUGGUUUGAAGCAUCAGGACGGUGGUGGUUCACACCGUGUCUUCAUUCUGCUCAUGCUACAGAAUAUUUAUUGUUUAUUAUCAGUCAUUUUCAUUUCAGUAUAAAUGCUUUUUAAAAAGUGACAGAUUUUUGUUCAUUUUCAAAGAUGAUGAAUCUCUUCAAGACAUUAAAAAAAUUCAAAGUACA